Achroia grisella is the source of this 2027-nucleotide messenger RNA. It is a transcript of the gene Irbp, whose product is annotated as X-ray repair cross-complementing protein 6. Lineage: Eukaryota; Metazoa; Arthropoda; Insecta; Lepidoptera; Pyralidae. Bases 145 to 1923 code for a protein of 592 amino acids. Gene Ontology annotation, molecular function: damaged DNA binding; double-stranded DNA binding; telomeric repeat DNA binding. Gene Ontology annotation, cellular component: nucleus; Ku70:Ku80 complex. Gene Ontology annotation, biological process: double-strand break repair via nonhomologous end joining; cellular response to gamma radiation; telomere maintenance. The record is from RefSeq and is a predicted model, not a curated record. The transcript has a single exon.
AUAAUACUAAAUAAAAAUACCUAUAUGUCAGAUAGAUUUCGCCGCUCUCUUCCUCUACGCGCUCUCUUUAAAACUCUCGUGUCGUUCAUUAGUUCGAUACAAAAUUUUGCUCACUAAUCGUAUUUGUACAUAUUAAUUUGAGUAAUGGAUUCAGAAGAUGAAAUUGAAGAUAAUCCCCAGUAUAAAGGUGUACCAGGUACGAUAAUUCUUAUCAAUGCUUUUAAUGAUUCAAACUUGACAUCUUUGGCUCAUGUUGUAACAUGUCGAGUAGUGAAGCAAUAUUUACGUUCAUCCAAAAAUAACUGUAUUGGUGUUUGUUAUUACGGGCUGAAGAAUGAUAAGGCGUCAAGUUUAAACAUACAAGAUGUAGUCGAGAUAUUUCCUCUUACUGUACCUACUGUGAAUGAUUUCGAGAAACUUCAAAAAGCAGAUAUAUCCACUUACGAACAAGCCACCGAACUGAAAAUAUCUGACGCUUUGAAGUUGUGCAAUAAAAUGUUCACCGACUGCAAAAAGCAGCUUUUAUCGAGAACAAUUGUUAUUCUAACUAAACUUGAUAUUCCACCUACAAAAUCUGAUCAGAAACCUAGUUGUAGUAGAGCUGUUGAUUUAGCCAGUUCUAACGUUGAAAUAAAAAUUAUUAAUAUCGCUGAAGAAAAUUAUAAUGUAGAUCCAUUUUAUGAAAAAUUUCUUAUUGAUGCUAAUGGUGGAAAAGAUAUUGUUUUGCCUUCACCAGUCAAUGAUUGUGAAGCAAUAGAAAAAUUAAUACAUCAGCAAUCACAUCGCCACUUAGCUGUUGCACAACUGACUUUUUCUAUUGGAGAAGGGUUUGAUAUUGGAGUGGGAGUGUACAAAUUGCUGGUGCAAAAUUCUUAUAUGAAAUCAACCAACUUAGCCAGAGAUAAAAACACUGUUGUUACUACUGUAAACAAAACAAUGAAGGUACCAAUAGAACCAAUUGCAACAUGUUCACAUCAAAUGGAUAUUGAUGAAGAACAACCAAAAACAGAAGUGCCUCUGUUGAAAUCUGAAAUUAUUUAUUAUCAGGAAUAUGAUAAGGAAAGAAUAAAUUUUACAGAUGAUGAAAAAAAAAGUAUGACUAAUCCAUUUGGUCCACCAAUGAUGAAACUACUAGGCUUCAAACCUGCUAACCUUUUGUGUAAAGAAAAGUGGUUUUUAAAACCUGGUUAUUUCUUAUAUCCUAAUGAAGAAAUCAUAGAAGGUUCUACAAUAGCUUUCAAAGCAUUGUAUCAAGCUUGUAUAGAAAUGUCUGUGGUGGCUAUAUGUAUUUUAUGCACAAGGGUGAACUCGAGACCUAACAUUGUAGCAUUAUCUCCUUGUUCUAAUCCUCUUGGUCUUAAUGUAGAAAUAGGUUUUAAUGUAAUCCAUAUACCAUAUAUUGAAAGUAUUCGAAACCUUCCAGUUCCAGAUAAUACUGUAGAAGAAAUAUUAGAUGAACAUAAAUCUGCAAUGAUAAAUAUAUUGAACUGUCUUAAAUUUGAAUAUAAGGCGGACAUGUUCGAAAAUCCCAAAUUGCAAACACAGUACAGAAAUAUUGAAGCAGUAGCUUUAUCAGAAGAAAAUGUUGAACCAUUUAAAGACACAACAAAACCUAAUCCUGAAAAGUUUCAAACAAUACGUGGAGAUUUGUUUGAGGAGUUGUUUGGUCCAUUUGGUGCAGUUAACUUAAAACGGUCAGUACCAAGAAAUCAAGAUCAUAAUGCAAAGAAACAAAAAUUAGAAGAUAUUGAUAAUAAGACACUGCUGGAAAGGUUUGAAGAUAAAAAAGUUAAUACCUACACAAAGCCGCAGCUAAUAAAUAUAUUAAAUUCUAUGAGUAUUCCAGACAUAGGUUCUAUACACAAAUUAAACAAAAAUGAGCUAGUUGCUCUGGUAUAUAAACAUUAUACUAAUUCUUCAUAAUUAUUGUUAUGAAUAGUGAGAUUACAGCCUAAACAGUAAUUGAAAUUUGGCAUAAAAAAUGUUAUUUUUUUUUUUAUUUUAGAAAUAAUGAUUGUAGUAUAACA